AUGGACGGCAGUAGAGUUAUUGUCGAUAAUGCCGAUGGGGCCAGAGAGAACUGCGGCUCCGCCGACGGGCGGCCUCCGAUACCCAAUUCUCUAGGCGGCCAAGGGGCCUACAGACGCUGCUUCAACUCCGGGGGCACGCCCCCGUUGCGUACUGCGUCCCUCGUUCGCCACGCUUCAUUGGUUAAGACAAAGCCAUCUGAUAUUCCUAUUAACCCGCGACUGGGUGAAGAUGAUCGUAUAACUGAAUAUAUGCCCCUCCUCCGCUCAGGCGCGUGGGCAGACAUUGGUUCUCGUUCAAGCAUGGAGGACGUCUAUGUUUGUGCAGACAAUUUGACCCAUGAUUAUGGUUUGCAUAUUUCUAACGGAAAUCCUAGUGCAUUCUAUGGGGUUUUUGAUGGGCAUGGAGGAAAGCAUGCAGCUGACUUUGCAUGCAACCAUUUACCGAGGUUCAUUGUUGAGGAUGAAAAUUUUCCAGCAGAUAUUGAGCAAGUAAUGUCAUCUGCAUUCUUACAGACAGAUACGGCUUUUGCAGAAGCUUGCUCUGUGAAUGAAGAUCUCGCUUCUGGUACCACUGCUUUGGCAGCUAUUGUACUUGGAAGCUCUUUGGUGGUGGCCAAUGCUGGCGACUGCCGAGCGGUCCUCUGCCGACGUGGCAAAGCAAUCGAGAUGUCAAGAGACCACAAACCCGUCUGCCUGAAAGAAAAGAAGCGUAUAGAAGCUUCCGGAGGUUACGUGUACGACGGCUACCUAAACGGGCAGCUUAACGUGGCCCGAGCCCUAGGGGACUGGCACAUGGAGGGCCUCAAGUGCCAGCAUGGCGGGCCUCUCACGGCGGAGCCCGAGCUCAUGCGGGCAAAGCUGACUGAGGAAGAUGAGUUCUUGAUAAUGGGGUGUGAUGGGUUGUGGGAUGUGUUCAUGAGCCAGAACGCGGUGGAUUUUGCGCGCAGGCGGCUUCAGGAGCACAAUGACCCAGUAAUGUGCUGUAGGGAUCUUGUGGACGAGGCCCUCAAGAGGAAGAGUGGGGACAACUUGAGUGUGGUGGUCGUUUGUUUCCAGGCCGGCCCGCCGCCAAAGUUGGUGGUCCCACGGGGCAGGGUGCAGAGGAGCAUUUCUGCUGAGGGGCUCAAGGAGUUGCAGAGCUUUCUGGAUAGUUUGGAUUGUAGUAAUUGA
This is a messenger RNA of Striga hermonthica, 1170 nucleotides long. NCBI's taxonomy places the organism in Eukaryota, Viridiplantae, Streptophyta, Magnoliopsida, Lamiales, Orobanchaceae. The record is from the annotation of a GenBank genome assembly.